This is a messenger RNA of Dioscorea cayenensis subsp. rotundata (Guinea yam), 1069 nucleotides long. RefSeq names its product ycf20-like protein. The transcript is spliced from 5 exons. The coding region runs from base 218 to 856 and encodes 212 amino acids. The record is from RefSeq and is a predicted model, not a curated record. NCBI's taxonomy places the organism in Eukaryota, Viridiplantae, Streptophyta, Magnoliopsida, Dioscoreales, Dioscoreaceae.
ACCUUAUCCCCUUCUUCCCCGAGAGAAGGCGCGAAAGGGACUGGAGUUCAUCGGAGCUCGAGAGCCCGCUGGUCGUCCGCUGGUCGUUCCUGUGCACGAGAUGGGGAUAUUGGGCCAUGCACUGGCUGCUUUUUUGAGUUUUCGGUGGCCUUUUUGAAGAUGGAGAGUGCUACUAGAUUACUUCAAACAUAAAGCUGAAUUACUGUUGUGAGUGCAAAUGUUGGCAUCACCAUUUUGCAAUGAGGUUAUCUUCCAUUCAUCACUAAAAUACUCACAGUCAAGAUUUCCUUUGGUUGCAUACCUGCAAAAGGCAGCUUUUGGUUUUGACCAAAGCUUUUUCCAUCACUGCUGCAGUUUGAGAGUAUCCAAGCAAUUCUAUAUAUCAAGACGCAUGAAAUGGGUUAUUAGAAGCAUGGUAGAUGGAAGCAGGCCAGACCCUUCAGGAAGCAACACAAACAAUGGAACUCGUCUUGUCAGAGCAAUCCAGAAUUUCCAAAUUAAAUUGAAUUCUAAGCUCCAAGAGCUGAGGAAAGGCCUGCUAAUGAAGGUUCUUUUCUUCUUACUAGGUUUUUACUGUGCAACUGCAUUUGCAACAGUUAUAGGGCAAACAGGUGACUGGGACAUUCUCUCUGCUGGCGUUGCCGUCGUUGUGGUCGAGGCCAUUGGUGCUCUCAUGUACAGAGCUUCUUUCCAAAUACUGGACAAAAUCAAAAGCCUCAUAACAUUUUUCAACUAUUGGAAGGCCGGGCUUUCCCUGGGGUUGUUCUUAGAUGCGUUCAAGUAUGAAGUGGAUACUUUCUUUGAAUCUUCCAGCCCAUUUCAAAUCCAAUUUGAUAUAUUAUCCAAAUUCUGGUAGAUAGUACACAUUUUUAUUUUAUUUAGAUGAAAAAUGCAUUGUAUCAGAAUGAUUGUUGUUUUGUGAAAUUUUAUCAUAUGUAUUUGUCUCUCUUUCUUGGUUUUUGUUGGCAGACAUGCAUUUGGCCCACCAGACAACAAGAACUUCCCACUUCCCAGUAUAAUGUUUGGACAGAUGUGCUGUUUGUUUGUGAAAUUCCAAGUAUAACCUUUA